UAUAAAAAUAGGGCGAACAAAAUAAAUGGCGAAAAGGCCAAAAACGUUAAAACUGAGAAAACAACUCUAAAAAUUGUUACAUAUGAUGAAAAAGAAAGCCCUAUCUACUACUGUAGCAUUGAAUAGUAUGUGUAGAUCAUGUCUUUCAGAAAAAGGUCAUCUGAAACACAUAUUUUCAUCAAGCAUUUCAAAAAUGAUAGAAUUUUGCAUGUCAACAUCGGUAAAUGAAAACGAUAAAUUACCCAAUCAAAUUUGCGUUUCAUGUUAUCAUUAUAUUGCAAAAUUUUAUUACUUUAAAAGAAGAUUUGAAAAGGUGGACAGAUUUUUAAAAAGAUGUGUGAAAAAGGUAACUGAAGAAUUAAAACAUAGUAAUGAAAUUUAUUCUGAAGGUGAUGAAAUCAAUGAUGAAAUAAAAAGUGAGAUAAAGUGGUUUAAUAAAAUUAAUGAUUUUGAUAAAAAUAAAAAGAGUAGUGUUGCAGAAACUGACAGAGAUUCUGCAAACAAUGAUGAUGCACCUUUACCAAUCACCCAGAUUCAAAAUGAUAAAAGCAAACUCAAGAAUAAUACUAUCAUCGAAAUAGAAACUGAUAAUAAAUUGAAAACAAGUGAUGCAUGUAAUUCUGAGGAUGCUGGUCUAGAAAUUGCAGGAGAGGUUAUUAUUCCAAGUGAUCCUCCCCCUUUGGUAUUACUACCACCAAAAGUCAAUCAAGCAUCAUCUCCUUCCUUUGAAAAUAAAUCCAGAAAACUUCCAAAAGAUCCACCACCUCUUGCACUCCUCACCUCCACAUUACCAAUACAGCCUAAAUCAAUUGAAAUACCUCUGCAAUGCAGUAUCUGUUCAGAAACAUUUGCUAACCCAGAUGAACUUAAACAGCACCGUAUAAACGCCUGUCAGUCAGCUAUGUUAUAUUGCAAUGUAUGCAAAAAGCCAUUUACCGAUCGUAAACGUCUUAUUGGUCAUCUAAAAGGUCAUAUAAUAAGCAAGGACUAUGAAUGCAAACUUUGCCACAAAAGAUAUCCAAAUCCAAGUACAUUCCGUGUACACUUUCGAAGUCAUACCGGCGAACGCCCCUUUAAAUGUCAAAUUUGUGGAAAAGGCUUUGCACGAUAUGCCGGAGUUAUUGGGCACAUGCGUAUUCACAGCUCCGAAAAACCGUAUCAGUGUAGUAUUUGUGAGCGGAGCUUUAAAGUACCAUCUAAUCUUGAACGACACAAGACGAUUCACAUGAGAGACAUGCCUUUUUGUUGCAAUUAUUGCGGAAAAACUUUUAAUCAGUUAAAUAAUCUUGAACUGCAUAUUCGCAGUUGCCAUACAAAUGAAAGACCGUAUUUGUGCAGCGCAUGUGGAAAAGGAUUUGUCAGCUCAAACAGGCUUAAUCGACAUAUGUGGGUGCAUACUGGUUAUAAACCAUACAAAUGCAAAUAUUGCACCAAAGCUUACACCAAUUCUAACGAUUUGAAGAAUCAUCAAAAGAGUCACGCGGGCGGUGUUUCCCCUGAUGACAAGCCUUUUGCAUGUAGUCAAUGCAACUUGCGUUUUUUUCAUAAGUGCCGUCUUUUAAAACAUAUGAAAGUGCAUGACAAACGUUUUGCGUGUACCGAUUGUUUUAAAGUUUUUAGUUCAGAAGCAUUAUUAAAGAGACAUAAAGGUAAACACAAAAAGGCUGUAGAGAAUAAUGAAAAAAGUACAACAAAUUAUCCAGUGCUAAUGUUUAUGGUAGAAUAGAUUUUGUAAUUUUAUUGUCGCUGUUAUAUUUUAUAUAACUCUAAUUUAUAGUUCUGAUACUGUAUAAUUAUAACAUCUAGUACUAAGAAAAGAAAACAUGCAGUGGCGUAUAAUGUUCUUCACAUUUUAAAAUUUAAAACUGAUAUAGUUCUUGAUAAGUAAUUAAAAUUGUGAUGCAGAAUAA
Agrilus planipennis (emerald ash borer) is the source of this 1910-nucleotide messenger RNA. RefSeq names its product zinc finger protein OZF-like. Gene Ontology annotation, molecular function: zinc ion binding. The record is from RefSeq and is a predicted model, not a curated record. Gene Ontology annotation, cellular component: nucleus. Bases 83 to 1726 code for a protein of 547 amino acids. Lineage: Eukaryota; Metazoa; Arthropoda; Insecta; Coleoptera; Buprestidae. The transcript has 2 exons.